AUGGACGGUUGUGGUCGAGAAAUGCGGGAUCUAGUGGAGCACUGCUACGUUUGCAGGAUCUUGCAUGCAAAACGGGAUUGGGCCCAACUUCCGUCCGUUGGACAUUGCGAUGCCUUCCUAGCCCAGAUGCCGACCUACUACAAGACGGCCAUCGAUUUCUAUGCUGUUGGAGAUAAGUGGAAGGUGAUGUCGGCGUGUUGUCUCUAUAGUAAGCACAUCAGUCUAUUCCGAGUGGCCAAUGAAUCGGCUAGCGAAGCUCUGAGGGUUCUCCGUUUACUCAAGUUGAGAACGGGAUCGGUUCGAGUCGUCGUAUGUGAUCGUGCUGCCUAUUUUCGGACCGAGGAGAACUUCAUCUCCAAAGUCGGCUCUGAGAUCAAUGCGAAGGUGCACCUUAUCUCCAGCCGAGCUCCAUGGGAGCUGGGAUCUGAGAAGCUACAUGGUAUAGCGAGUGAUAGACUCCGAGUGAUGUUACGUCAUGUUGGAGGACGAUGGCCUUCCAAUCCUGACGAGCAGGAUGAGCUGUUGGAGGAGGUCAUGCUGUUGCUCAACACGCGUCCUCUCGGCCAAUUCUAUGUAUCCGAGCAGGGGGCGGAUAUCAUCACUCCCGACACUCUCCACUGGGGACGCACUCGCUCAAGAGGUUGUAUUGAGGUGGUUCGAGAGUCAUCCAAUGGUCACGAGUCCCUUUGUCCAAAUCGCGUUCGAGCGGUGAGGAGCUGUUUCAUGCAAUGGUUGUGGCGUGACCUGAAGGAUCGAUCUCUCAUUGCCGUUGGCCAGAAAUGUCGUUCGCGUGCCCGAGAUGGUAAUGCUCGAGGUUCCUAUCGACCUGGUGAUUGUGUACUCGUACAUAUCGGGGGUGGUCGAAAGUUGAGCAUGAGCUUCAGAAUGGGACAUAUCAUCGAGUGUCUCUCUGGGCGCCGGGUCAGAGUACGACUGGUCAAUGGACUGGUAACGACUGAGAACCUCUACAACAUUGUUAUGCUCUAUCCUUAUGCUGGUAACGAGCUGGGCACUGCUGUGGUCUCUAGAGAAGGUAUGUAUAUCGACGUUAAGAAAGAUUCUGAGUGGCGAGCUGCACGAGUGACCUAUGAUCCGUGCGACCGUACUGACAAACUAUGGAUAUGGUUCCUCGAUGGUAACAACGAUACUCCUAUUAUGGUACGCUUGGAUAGUAUCGAGUGGAGGCUCUCCUCUGAUACUUGUGGUACACCACAAGGGGGGCGUGAUGGCGCUGCCAUUGGUCAACGCAUAUCCGUAGCCUAUAUCGUGUUGCGUAAGCGACAAUGGUUCUCUGGAGUCAUCGUGAGGUCUCGCUCGCCCAAUAUUGUUACUAUUGCUUUCGAUAACGGAUAUGUUGAUGAGAUUGACCUAUCGACUACUGAAUAUAAACUAAACACCCGUUCGUAG
Molecule: messenger RNA, 1407 nt
Organism: Perkinsus marinus ATCC 50983
Lineage: Eukaryota; Perkinsozoa; Perkinsida; Perkinsidae
Exons: 1
Coding region: 1-1407 (468 amino acids)
Molecular function (GO): nucleic acid binding
Source: RefSeq, a predicted model, not a curated record